Molecule: messenger RNA, 2691 nt
Organism: Sclerotinia borealis F-4128
Lineage: Eukaryota; Fungi; Ascomycota; Leotiomycetes; Helotiales; Sclerotiniaceae
Source: the annotation of a GenBank genome assembly
AUGAUUUUACAUUUCCUUGUCGCGAUAUGGGCCAUAUGUGCGACUGCUGGUGCAGCUCCCCAAGGCUCUACUGUCUCUACCAUCGAACCUCCCGUCACUGUCUACCUUCCCUGCGAUUCCAGUAGUGCCAAUCUUGAGAUAUCUGCGAUAUCCAAUACCGUCGCUCACUACACAACUGGUAAUCCCGAGGCACAGAUCUUUACGAUCCCUACCGGUACAACUAUCUAUGUUGCGCCUCCCAUUGCUACAACUCCGUUCUUACAAUCAUCAAUCCCAACCGGAACAAUUGAAACCACUCAGACGUCCAGCAAAGUUCCCGCAUUCAUAGUGAUCAGCGGCACAACUAGCUGGUUGAAUGGACAAACUCCAACGAAUCCAACUCAAUCGUUCGUCGUGGUUACAAGCGCUAUUACAGUUGUACCUCUGUCAACUCUACCUCCUCCUCCGCCACCGCCACCCGCGUCUAGUAGUCAACCUGUCGUCUUAUCCAAGGUAACGGUUAUCCCUCUGUCGACUCUUCCUCCUCCAAAAUCUAGCAGCGAACCUGUGGUUAUAUCGACUACAACAGUUGUUCCUCUUUCAACACUUCGUCCUUCUCCGUUAUCUAGCAGUGAGUCUGUAGUUAUAUCGACUGCAACGGUUUUCCCCCUGUCAACGCUUCCUCAUACGGUAUCUAGCAGUGAAUCUGCAGUUAUAUCGACUGCAACAAUCAUUUCUCAGCCAACUCUUCCAUCUCCUCCACCGCCAUCAUCAAGCAGUGAGCCAGCGGUCAGCAGUAAAUCCGUGAUUCUGUCGACUGCAACGAUUGUUUCUUUAAACCCGAUUCCCAGUUCCUCUUCUCAUUCUACUGGAACAGGGAGCUCGGCUGUUUCCGGAUCGGAACCUGCGUCAGGAUCCUACAAAGGUUCAGUUACUUCAAAUUCUGUCGUCGGAACCGGCAGUAUUCCCAGUCUCUAUUCUGUAGCCCGUAACUUAUCUACUACCCUGUCAACAGCAACGACUAUUCCUUCAAAGUCGAUUCCCAAUUCCAUUUUUCCUAUCGGAACAGGCCCAACCUCAUUGGUCGUUUCAAAGUCAUCUGUCGUCGAAACCAGCAGUGUCUCCAGCUUCUCUUCUGGAGCCGGUGACUCUUCUACUUUCGUAUCGACAGCAACGACUGUUCCUUCAAAAUCGAUUCCCAACUCUGUUUUUCCUGCUGGAACAGGCGCAUCCUCAUCGGUCGUUUCAAAGUCAUCUGUCGUAUCUUCAAUUCAGUCGUCCUUGAACCCAAGUAGUGCCCAAGGUCCAGGAUCUAUCGUCUCAGUCACUUCAGCUUCAUCGUCUACUGUAUCAAGUAGCGUUGAGCCUUCGCGUAGAAUAUAUACUGGCAUUCCUUCUGCUGCUGGAGGAUGGAAUAUAACGGCAGCCACGUCAUCUGAAUUGUCGUCUUUCAAUCUCUAUACAUCCUUCACACUAGGAAGUUUGACCACUUUGACAGCCGCGGGAGGGUUCAAAGCCUCGGAUCAAUCUUUGAUGUCCAUCCCUUCUACUUCAGUGCUCGUUUCUGCUAAUCUAAUAAAUUCGGUCAAUCCAUUGUCUAGUGCCACAUCAAUGCCCAGCGUAUAUAGUGCUACUUCAAUAACUACAUUGAUUCCAUUGUACACCUCUACGUCAACAACCAAAUCACUUGCACUCUCUGGUCCUACUUCAGUCUCCAGUUUGAUUCCGUCGUUGGACACCAGCUCGAUCUCGGUAUCUAACACUACUCCUUCAACCAAAUCGUUUCCAUUAUUUGGCCCAACUUCGAUGACCAGCUUAAUUUCGAUGCCCAGCUCGAUUCCAUUGUUCGAUUCCACUUCGACCUCCAAUUCGAUUUUGUUUUCUAAGGCUACUUCGAUCACAGGUUCGAGUUCAUUGCCAGGCUCGACGUCAAUGUCUAGCUUGAUUCCAUUAGGCAGCGCUACUUCGAUGUCCAGCUUUACUUCAGUGACUCUACGAUCAAGUUUUGUCACUUUUCCCAAUUCAACAUCAGCUACAACUAGUGCGGCAGCCUCAGCCACAUCCUCCAAUUGUGGAGAGCAAGGAGAUUUUGUAUUGACUUUCGAUGACGUACCGCCAUUAUCUGUCUCCAACGCCAGUGACAUCAAUGUGCAAUCAAAGCCAUUAUUCAAUCCGUACCACCAGUUUCUUUUUUCAGAUGGCUUUACGGUCGUUCCACCACCAAAACGGCUGCCGAACCUUCCUUCUUCGCCACCUUUACUGUUGGAGUUCAUACCAGAUUCAACUGUAGAUACAUCAAACAGAGAAACAGGACCAAAUACCGCAGAAUAUGGCUUCUCGGGCCAAAUAGGCAGUGGCGACGAAGAUCACACUGGUUGUUUCAACUUCAAUCUCUAUGGAGCAUCUCUAGGUUGUGAUUCCACAGGCCCUGCAUGCGAUUUCAUAUUUACUGGAUACAGUUACGAUAUUGCUUCUGGACAGACUUCUCAAGUCACUCGACAAGAUGUCAAUGUUCCAGCUUGUUCUGAAAUUUCAACGUGCGUCUUGACCCGCGUUGAUUUAGAUUCUAGUUUCAGGGAUUUGACUUAUUUCUUUGUGAAUGUUGUGGUUGCUGGUAAGCCAGAACUUUGGUGGAUGGAUGAUCUUCGUCUGGGUUGGUUCGAUGAUAGUUGUACUAUGGGUCUUUGUCGCCAAUCUAAAUAUUUGCGUUGA